Thrips palmi is the source of this 1718-nucleotide messenger RNA. RefSeq names its product Y+L amino acid transporter 2-like. Gene Ontology annotation, cellular component: membrane. Gene Ontology annotation, biological process: amino acid transmembrane transport. The transcript has 7 exons. The record is from RefSeq and is a predicted model, not a curated record. Lineage: Eukaryota; Metazoa; Arthropoda; Insecta; Thysanoptera; Thripidae. Bases 1 to 1557 code for a protein of 518 amino acids. Gene Ontology annotation, molecular function: L-amino acid transmembrane transporter activity.
AUGAACCUCAGGCUCAGGCGAGUGACCCCGGAGGAACUGCCCCCUUUACUCCACCUGUUACUGUCGUGUAGGCGUAAACUCGCGCUCUCUCCUAUCGAUCCUCAAGAAAGUCUGCCCAAGACCAUCACCACGUACAUGCCCUCGCUGCAGGUCGGCGGCGUCCAGCUUCGCAAGGAGCUGGGCCUGCUGGACGGCGUGGCCAUCAACGUGGGCGUCAUCAUCGGCGCGGGCAUCUUCGUGUCCCCCAAGGGCGUGCUGCAGUACACGGGCUCCAUCGGCCUGGCCCUGCUCGUGUGGGUCCUCUGCGGCGGACUCAGCCUGGUCGGCGCGCUGUGCUACGCCGAGCUGGGCACCAUGAUCCCCCGCUCUGGCGGCGACUACGCGUACAUCGGCGAGGCCUUCGGCGCGCUGCCGGCCUUCCUGUACCUCUGGGUCUCCUUGUUCAUCAUCGUGCCGACGGGCAACGCCAUCACCGCGCUCACCUUCGCCGAGUACAUCCUGCAGCCCGCGUGGCCGACCACGGCGCCGCCCGACGCGGUGCUGCGCCUGGUCGCGGCCGCCGUCACCUGCGUGCUGACCGCCAUCAACUGCUACAACGUCAAGUGGGCGACGCGCGUCCAGGACCUGUUCACGGGCACCAAGCUGCUGGCCCUCGUCGUCAUCGUCCUGGCCGGGCUGUACGCGCUGGGCACCGGCAAGACGGAGAACCUGCAGCAGCCCUUCAAGGGCACCAUCACGUCGCCGGGCUACAUCGCGCUCUCCUUCUACUCGGGGCUGUUCUCGUAUGGGGGCUGGAACUGCCUCAACUUCUUGACGGAGGAGCUGAAGGACCCACACCGCAACCUGCCCCGCGCCAUCUGCAUAUCCCUCCCGACGGUCACCGUCAUCUACGUGCUGGCCAACAUCGCCUACUGCGUGGUGCUCACCCCGUCGGAACUGCUUUCCUCGAGCGCCGUCGCGGUGCUGUUCGGGGAGAAGAUGCUGGGCGUCAUGUCGUGGUCCAUGCCGGUCUUCGUGGCGUGCUCCACGUUCGGCGCCCUCAACGGCUGCAUCAUGUCGUCGUCGCGCCUCUUCUUCGUGGGCGCGCGCCAGGGCCACCUGCCCGCCGCCGUCGCCCUCAUCAACGUCAAGAGGCUCACCCCCGUGCCCGCCCUCCUCUUCCUGUGCCUCCUGACGCUGGUGCAGUUCGUCAUCAAGGACGUGUACGUGCUCAUCAACUACGUGAGCUUCGUGGAGUCGUUCUUCACGCUGGUGUCCGUCACCGGGCUGCUGUACAUGCGCUACUCCAAGCCCGACCUGCACCGGCCCAUCAAGGUCAACACCAUCCUGCCCAUCGUCUUCUUCGUCAUCUGCGUGUUCCUCGCCGUGCUGCCCGUCUACGUCACGCCCUGGGAGGUCAGCAUCGGCGUGGCCAUCGUCCUGGCGGGCGUCCCCGUCUACUUCGUCUUCAUCUACUGGCAGAACAAGCCGCAGUGGCUCACCAACUCGUCUCAUUUGUUCAACGUGAAGUGCGCCAAGCUGUUCAAAGCCGCUGCGGAGGAUGGGUGUAAAUUAUAGCUUUCAUUUUGAUCCAGCUGUCGCUUAUUGAUCAGCGAUCCGUGCCUUGCCUUUGCAUCCCGUGAUGGGAGUUUUUCUGUGAUAUUGUGGUUAGCUUUGUCUGCGUUCUCAAAGGUCGCUGUAUUCGUCGGACGAGUUUUCAGUUACCAACUUUCCCUACG